AUGGAAACGCUGCCAUGGACAAUGCAGCAGAAUAGGGUUCCUCAAUUCCCCUGCCCUUAUUAUGAAGACCUAACUGAAUCAUCAGAUUUCGAUUUCUCCAUCGAAGUAGCACCACCACCACCACCACCACCACCAUAUUUUUCCGGGCCAAAUUGUGACACUUGGAACACAGGCUUAUCCAGCAGCACAAAUCCGUUACAGAAAAGAAACUCUAUGGAAGCCAUGAGAGAAAUGAUCUUUCGUAUAGCAAUGAUGCAGCCAAUUCACAUUGAUCCAGUUUCAGUGAAGCCACCCAAGAGGAAGAACGUGAAAAUCUCCAAAGAUCCGCAGAGUGUGGCGGCGCGCCACCGCAGGGAAAGAAUAAGCGAGAGAAUAAGAAUUUUGCAGAGACUUGUGCCUGGAGGAACAAAAAUGGACACAGCUUCUAUGUUGGACGAGGCUGUUCAUUACCUUAAAUUUCUCAAAAAACAAGUGCAAACAUUGGAACAAGCAGCAAGUAAUAGGCCAAUUGGGGCUGUGAAUUAUUCGAGCUUAAUGAAAACAUGGCAGCCUGUUCAAAUGGUGGGAUCUGAGCCAAUGCUUAGUUAA
Molecule: messenger RNA, 588 nt
Organism: Fraxinus pennsylvanica
Lineage: Eukaryota; Viridiplantae; Streptophyta; Magnoliopsida; Lamiales; Oleaceae
Source: the annotation of a GenBank genome assembly